Messenger RNA from Alternaria rosae, 2437 nucleotides. RefSeq lists its product as uncharacterized. The transcript has 2 exons. Bases 242 to 2389 code for a protein of 715 amino acids. NCBI's taxonomy places the organism in Eukaryota, Fungi, Ascomycota, Dothideomycetes, Pleosporales, Pleosporaceae. The record is from RefSeq and is a predicted model, not a curated record.
AGUAUGCCUCUGAAGCCCCUGUGCGACGACGGUGGAGGAUCAGAUUUCCUCGUGCCGACACCCGCUCUUAGCCCCCAAUUUCAAUACCAACUGCACGCCAAGACGAGAGCCAAGAUGGCGCAGUCCAGUCACGCGCUGUCAGACGAGAACAUGCGCAUGGCUUGUUAAAUCUACUUUACAUCCCGUACAGCGGGACUCUCGAAUCCCCAUCUUCCCCAACGGCAGGUCGACCAUAAUAAACAUGGAGCAACGGGAGUCGCAUGAGAUGCACAGCGUCAGGGAGGAGACAAGACAAGCGAAUGCGGGUGCACCAAAGGUCCCGGAAACUACUCACGAGCCCAUGUACACGUCGAGGGUGUCGAGAGCGUCUUCCAUGACCGUUCGCGAGCCCAUGGUCAGGACCCUGCACACUUCGUUAUGGCCGCUGAUGGUCUUCAUCUUCUAUGCGACACUCGCCCUUUUCACCUGGAUCGCUUUUUGUGUCGCGAGCAGCCGACCGAUUGGAAGCAAGAGAGACUACAUGAAUGCGCAAGACUAUUCAACCACCAGAGACGAGUUGGAUGCUAUCUUAGCUAAACACGAGAGGGCCCUCAAAGCGGCGCAGAUCCUGCAAGCGGUAGUUGCUCUACUCACCAUUCCCGUCACUUCGGCGAUCUGUUCCAUGGCUCUAGCUGCCUACAUCCAGGCCGGCAGCUCGAGAACGAAGUUGAAUCUCCGUCAGACUAUGGCGCUUGCGGACCAAGGCUGGAUCAGCCCACGAAUAUGGACUAGGUGUUCCAAAGUUGGAAGCCUCCCAUUGUACUUCGCCUUUGCAUUGACCUUAGUGGGUGCUAUCUUCCCCAUUCUGCAGACAACGUUUGUCCAGAUUACUCCGACACGAAUACCGACUCGCAGCACACAGUCCAGUCUGAGUAGGGUCGCCGAUAUAUCUGCGCUAAUCAGCGGUACCAACGACGGCAUAAACACAGCAGUUGUCCGUCUCCGUAGCAUUCUGGAAUCGCACGGGGAAAAGGAUUAUGAACCUCACCUCUGGGUCGAUGAACAGAAGGAUGGACUGGAUAAUUACAGGUGUUACGAUACAUCCAGUGCGAGCGCCAACUGUAACUACUUCGGGAGGAGUCUUUAUCUGCUUGAUGAGAUGACCUCAGAUACCUGGUUCUCACCCGUUCCCUCGGGCUUCAGCACCGGUGUCGACGCUGACCCUCAGUAUGCACCACGCCUCAAUACGACGAUCGAAUACAGGAACAUGACAGGCACUGAGUGGCCGACCGAAUGCGAUCGCGACAAAGAAGAUGCAUUCUUCGUACAAUACCAUGGAGGAGAUGAUGAUUACCGCGAGUUCGAUAUAAUGGCUUGCAUACCCGCCAACAUCUCUGACACACCUUGGCAAGCUACCUACGAUCGGCAGGACAUUACCGAGGAUCUUUUCCUCGCAAUUUCGGUGCCUGCAAUGUUACGUGCUCCUGCUAUGUGGAGAAUCACCGCCCGUUCGACGUUGGGCUACUUUGAACUUCCCAAUGUUAAAAACGGGAAUCGCGCCGGGCCGUUACUCGAUAAACUAUCCUUGGACAACACUAAAGGCUCUUCAACCGGCGGAUCCAGUCGAGAUGAGAAACGAGCAACCAAUGAAUCAUACGCAGGAAAUGUGAGACAAGCCGUUGGAAAACACAUCGGUCCGCUGACUGCUAUUGGACUGGCUCUAUUCGGCGAAGGCUCUUUCAUCGAGAGAAGGGUUUCAAAUACAUCCGCCUUCGUCGUAGAUCGACCUGAGAUCGAUGACGUAUGGUCCAGGAACUUCGGCGACAAUUGCCUCGGGAAUAUGCCUCUCAACUUUGCCAUGAGCGGCCCGUGCCUCCGCGACUACGACUCCCAGUCUGAAAACGACGUCCUUGGCCAGGUGAGAAAACUGGCCGCAUUCUUUGAUUCGGAAGGAUCUGCACAUGCGGCGUUCACUGCGGCCGCUUUUCUCGCCAAUAAGGAGUGGCUGAACCCAAGCCAAUAUAACAGUUGGGAGGGAUUUGACCAAUCGCGGAGUGUAUAUGUCGAUCAGGGCGUUCCAACUAAGAAGACUGAUAUCGCGCUUUGGGGGAUCAUCACCGGCUCUGUUUUCCUCGGCCUUCACCUUCUCGGCUUGCUGGUGCUUGCACUGUACGCCUUUUGGAAGAGGCCGUUCAUGCUUUGGUUGGGUGCAGAAUUCGUGGCCAAGGCUGGUACGGCACACGCGGAUAUUCUGAGCGCAGCCGAGGGGGACAAGCAGUGGAAGCAGACUGUUGCUGCGUGCCCGGGGUUCGUUGGGGACGAGAAACCCACUGAUACUGUGGGUCGGAUCGCAUUUGGUGCUACUGCUGCUCUAAGCAGAAGACGGGAUAAGCAGUUUGAAGAGCUAUAGUGUUGGUGUAAUUCUAAUAGAUCUGGUUCAUUGUUGAUGUGGAAGUUU